Rhipicephalus microplus (southern cattle tick) is the source of this 1015-nucleotide messenger RNA. RefSeq names its product ATP-dependent RNA helicase DHX30. Gene Ontology annotation, cellular component: cytoplasm; nucleus; intracellular anatomical structure. Gene Ontology annotation, molecular function: G-quadruplex RNA binding; RNA helicase activity; DNA helicase activity. The record is from RefSeq and is a predicted model, not a curated record. NCBI's taxonomy places the organism in Eukaryota, Metazoa, Arthropoda, Arachnida, Ixodida, Ixodidae.
CGUGCUUUUGCGCGUGGUAGCUGUGCUGGAGCGCUCGCGGGCGCGUGGUUUAGAAUUAAUUUUACGUUCGUGAGGUUAGUUCGACUGCGAGCAUGCGCCAUGUCAGGGCAGGUAGAAGAGGCUCGAUGAUCCCAUGCGAAGAAAGCACGACGCUUAGCUCAGGCGAUGCGCUGAGAAGUAUGGGAGAUGCCGAGCUACCGCAGGGCGAAAACACCGACGCCAUGAAUCCGACCAAUAUCCUGGCGGCCUCGGAUCCCAUGAUGACGAAGCAUUGCGGAUCCGGCCACUGUCUUUCUGUUUGCAAGGUCGUCUUGGAUGGCCAGCUGUUAUGAAAAGCAGAAGUGUCAGCACCAUGGCGAAAAUUCUCAGUCAAUGCAAUAACAUCGAAUAAAAAGGACUCUGUCAAGAAGGCCAGUGUCUGUAUGUGCUCCGUUCGGCAGUUGAGCGACACCGUUGGAGAGCAGGUGCACUUUUCAAAGCAGCUCCUGAGCCUCCGCGGUGGCAUGCUCUUCUGCACGGUGGGUAUCCUGCUGCGCCACUUGCAGCACAACAGCAACCUGCUGGGAAUCUCUCACGGGAUUGUUGAGGAGCUGCACGAGCGCGACGUUCGCACAGACUUCCUACUGGCUCUCCUAUGUGGGCUGCUCUUCAAAAACGCCACUCUCAAGGUGAUUCUCAUGAAUGCAACUGUCACUGAAAAGUUCUCCAAGUACUUCCACGACGCCCCCAUCAUCAGGAUUUCAGGAAGAACGCAUCCAAUCACCCAGGUCUUUCUGGAAGACCUCAUUGCAGAGAAAAUCAUUACCAAAGCUUCGUUAGAAAAGAGCCGUGACGACCCGGUCAAAAUAGUGCCCGACGUUUUGGUGUACCUCAUGGAGAUAAGCCCAGCUGGAACGAGAUUAACGUGCAGGCUUGCGGUGCAAGCGAGCGCCAGCCAAGUUUCACGAAUGGAUUUUGCCCCUCCACUCCCGUCUCGAUUACCAAGGGCAGCAAAAGAUCUUUGCAAGUCCUCCAC